CCCCAGGCGUCUGCGCACCAGGACCUCCGCGGGGCGGGGCGGGGCUAAAUGGAGAGCCCGCCCAUUGGCGGCCCCACGCCGCCGGAAGCGGAAACAGCACCCGGCGCCUCAGAAGGACGCGUAACUGCCGCCGCGAUGCCGAAGGGUCCCAAGCAGCAGCCGCCCGAGCCCGAGUGGAUCGGGGACGGGGAAGGCACGAGCCCCGCGGACAAAGUAGUGAAGAAAGGCAAAAAGGACAAGAAGACCAAAAAGACGUUCUUUGAGGAGCUGGCAGUAGAAGACAAACAAGCUGGGGAAGAGGAAAAAUUGCAGAAGGAGAAGGAGCAGCAACAGCAGCAACAGAAGAAAAAGCGAGACACCAAGAAAGGCCGUCGGAAGAAGGAUGUGGACGAUGAUAAUGAUGAGAGAGUGCUCAUGGAGCGUCUUAAGCAGCUGUCUGUGCCAGCCAGUGAUGAGGAAGAUGAGGUACCUGCGCCCAUACCCAGAGGACGGAAGAAGGCCAAGGGUGGAAAUGUUUUUGAAGCCCUGAUUCAGGAUGAGAGUGAGGAGGAAGAGGAGGAGGAGGAGAAGCUUGUUCUCAAGCCCGCCAAGCCAGAGAAGAAUCGAAUCAAUAAAGCUGUGGCCGAGGAGCCUCCUGGGCUCAGGAGUAAAAAGGGAAAAGAGGAAAAGUCAAAGGGGAAAGCCAAGAGUAAACCUGCUGCUGCAGACACUGAAGGGGAAGACGAGGAGGACAUGGCUAAAGAAAAGGAGCCCCCCCGACAAGGGAAGGACAAAGACAAAAAGGAGGCUGAGCAGGGUUCAGAGGAAGAGAAAGAACAAGAGUUGAAGGCAAAUGAUCCCUAUGCCAACCUUAGCAAAAAGGAAAAGAAAAAGCUAAAGAAACAGAUGGAUUAUGAACGCCAGGUGGAGUCAUUAAAAGCAGCUAAUGCUGCAGAAAACGACUUCUCUGUGUCCCAGGCAGAGGUGUCUUCCCGCCAGGCGAUGUUAGAAAAUGCAUCUGACAUCAAGUUAGAAAAGUUCAGCAUCUCCGCCCAUGGCAAGGAGCUGUUCGUCAACGCUGACCUGUACAUUGUGGCCGGCCGCCGCUAUGGGCUGGUGGGACCCAACGGCAAAGGCAAAACCACUCUUCUGAAGCACAUUGCCAACCGUGCCCUGAGCAUCCCCCCUAACAUUGACGUGCUGCUGUGCGAGCAGGAGGUGGUAGCCGAUGAAACACCAGCCGUGCAAGCUGUUCUCCGAGCAGACACCAAGCGACUGAGGUUGCUAGAGGAGGAGAAACGGCUUCAGGGACAGCUGGAGCAGGGGGAUGACACUGCCGCUGAAAAACUAGAAAAGGUAUAUGAGGAACUUCGAGCUACUGGGGCAGCAGCUGCAGAGGCCAAGGCACGGCGGAUCCUGGCUGGCUUGGGCUUCGACCCUGAGAUGCAGAAUCGGCCCACACAGAAGUUCUCUGGGGGUUGGCGAAUGCGUGUCUCCCUGGCCAGAGCGCUGUUCAUGGAACCAACGCUGCUGAUGCUGGAUGAACCCACUAACCACCUGGACCUCAACGCCGUCAUCUGGCUCAAUAACUACCUUCAGGGCUGGAGGAAGACGUUGCUCAUCGUCUCCCACGACCAGGGCUUUCUGGAUGAUGUUUGCACUGAUAUCAUCCACCUAGACACCCAGCGGCUCCAUUACUACAGGGGCAAUUACAUGACCUUUAAGAAGAUGUACCAGCAGAAGCAGAAAGAACUGCUAAAGCAGUACGAAAAACAGGAGAAGAAGCUGAAGGAGCUGAAGGCCGGGGGCAAGUCCACUAAGCAAGCGGAAAAGCAAACAAAGGAAGUCCUGACUCGAAAACAGCAGAAGUGCCGACGGAAAAACCAGGAUGAAGAGUCUCAGGAUCCCCCUGAGCUCCUAAAGCGCCCCAAGGAGUACACAGUGCGCUUCACCUUCCCAGACCCCCCACCUCUCAGCCCACCUGUGCUGGGUCUGCAUGGUGUGACGUUUGGCUACGAGGGACAGAAGCCACUCUUUAAGAACCUGGAUUUUGGCAUCGACAUGGACUCCCGAAUUUGCAUCGUGGGUCCCAAUGGUGUGGGCAAGAGCACGCUACUCCUGCUGCUGACUGGCAAGCUGACCCCGACCAACGGGGAAAUGAGGAAGAACCAUCGUCUGAAAAUCGGCUUCUUUAACCAGCAGUAUGCAGAGCAGCUGCACAUGGAGGAGACACCCACUGAGUACCUGCAGCGGAGCUUCAAUCUGCCCUACCAGGAUGCCCGGAAGUGCUUGGGCCGCUUUGGCCUGGAGAGCCACGCCCAUACCAUCCAGAUCUGCAAACUCUCUGGUGGGCAGAAGGCCCGAGUUGUGUUUGCAGAGCUGGCUUGUCGGGAGCCUGAUGUCCUCAUCUUGGAUGAACCAACCAAUAACUUGGACAUAGAGUCCAUCGAUGCCCUGGGGGAGGCCAUCAACGAGUAUAAGGGGGCUGUGAUCGUUGUCAGCCAUGAUGCACGCCUCAUCACAGAAACCAACUGCCAGCUGUGGGUGGUGGAGGAGCAGGGUGUCAGUCAAAUCGAUGGUGACUUCGAUGACUACAAGCGAGAGGUGUUGGAGGCCCUGGGUGAAGUCAUGGUCAACCGACCUCGGGAUUGAGCUCCCCUCCUAGAAGCCUGCUGCAACGAGCUCCUAUGGUUGGAAUCUAGGCCAUCUCCCUUCAUUCACCUAGAAGCCUGCUGUGUCUGCUGGCAGCUGCAGCCACAUGGGCCAUGAAGGUGGCGUGUUGCCUUGAUGUGUGUGAGAGAAAGCAUCCAUCCGUGUGGAUUGUGUCCUUCUCACUGAAGGACUGUGUUCCCCUUGAGAUGACUGAGCUGGCUUGCCCACACUGGCUUAGUCUCUGUUCAGACAGCAGUGACCUUUGCUGGGGUGGGUUCCCCUCAGGCCUAGUUAAGGUGGCCUCCUGUCUCAAGACUUUUGCCACUCUGAACUGACCCUGGUCCCUCCUUUUGGAAGGAACUACUGACUCACUGACACAAACAGCCAGAACCUCAGGACUGGAGGCAAGUGUCUCACGGAAGAUCUGGUGCCUGUGAUCCCUGGUCUUGAGGAGACUUGAGGGCAGGAGAGGAAAGCUCCUAAACUGGAGUUUCCUUUGCAAGGGAGGAAUAAAGGAGUGGGGUGCUGACAA
Mastomys coucha (southern multimammate mouse) is the source of this 3163-nucleotide messenger RNA. RefSeq names its product ATP binding cassette subfamily F member 1 (gene Abcf1). NCBI's taxonomy places the organism in Eukaryota, Metazoa, Chordata, Mammalia, Rodentia, Muridae. Gene Ontology annotation, molecular function: ATP hydrolysis activity; ATP binding. The transcript has 25 exons. The record is from RefSeq and is a predicted model, not a curated record. The coding region runs from base 49 to 2631 and encodes 860 amino acids.